AUGGAACUAACCACGAUUCGAAAUCUGCCCAUACAGUCGUCGGUCUUAAAGAUGUUAAAGCUGAGCCGCAAGAUCGAUAAAAGCGUUAAGACGAUUCACUUUGAUGGUCUGGACAACUACGAAUCUGCCAAUCACAGAUCAGCGAAAAUAUUUUGGCUGAUGAUAAUCGUCUUCACAACUUUGUGCAUAAUCUAUGAAGUUUACAAACUCUUCCACAACUUUCGCGAGUCCCCGAUAGCCACUCAUAUGUCAAUCCAGGAGACAAGGCAGAUGAGCUUGCCAAACAUUGAGAUAUGCUUUCCGGUGGCAAUCAGUCAGAAAUUUCUGGACAGUCGUCGUAUGAACUGGAUCGAGGCAAUGGCCAUCAUGAGAACUAUGAUGGCGGCGUCGUCGAUAGAAAUAAGACAGAUUCUGUUGCCUCUAACUCAGGACCAAAUCGAAGAAUCUCGUUAUUCGAAGGAGCUCACAGAGGACAUAUUUUCUGAAGGUCUACGGCUUCCAUUUUCUCAGGUCAUUACGUUAUUGAACACCACCGAAGUCAACGUUAACAUGAAGAAUAUGACAGAAGUAUAUGAGGAAUUUAUGCAGAUGGGUUUCGAUGCCAAAGACGUGUUUCUGGAAUGUAUGUUUUCUGGAUCGAGUGAGUUUGAACUCUUGAACUGCGACGAGCUAAUUCAUGAGGUGUUGAAUCCAAACUUUGGCAAGUGCUUCGUCGUGUCUUUGGGAGACCGACAACAAGAACUGGCAGGUAUGGGCUUAACGCUGUUCAUCAACGCUCAGACUAUUAACUACCCUACCAAUAGGCUGCUGAUGCCAAAAGUGACCGGCAUCAUCGCGAACCUGCAUCAGCAAGGCGCCUAUAAUCCGUACGACUUCAACCACGUCAACGUGCCUCCCGGCUUUUCCACACAAAUCUUUCUACACCCCGAGUAUCACGAAUACAUUGAUGACCGGUCAGGGCAGCGGCGACAGCCGUGCAACUCGCAGCACUCGCAACUAGUCGUACUGAAUAUGACGUAUACGUCUGGGGCGUGUUUCAUCGACUGCUGCCAACAAAUCGUCUUGAGUGUGUGCGGCUGCUUUCUAGCGUUAGACCUCCGUUUCGUGAACUCACGAGUGCUCGCAAAGCACAGCAUGUGUUCCUUAUUGGACAUCGAGCAAUGUUCAGGUACAAAACUGCAAAAUGACGACACCGUAAUGAAGAGACUCGCUGCGUGCUUCGUCGAAUGCUAUUCAGCGUGUAGUUUCUGGAAGAACAACGUCAGGGUCGAUACGGUGAAUAUUCACAAGCCGCAUGUCAGCCACUUCCUGAAACGUAACGUCAGUAUCGACGAUCUCAUCCACCUGGACAUUUCCUACGCAGACAUGCGCUACCUGUUCAUUAGUCAGGAAUGGACAACGGACGUCCAUGGACUCAUUUCCGACCUCGGAGGUCAAAUAGGCCUGUGGAACGGCGCAUGUAUGGUCGGCAUCAUUCACAUUCUGAUCGUUAUAUGCAUAGCAUUGUCUAAUUACUCUGUCCGAAUGUUUCGCGCACUAGAAAGACGCUUCACGUCUUGA
Messenger RNA from Soboliphyme baturini, 1560 nucleotides. The record is from the annotation of a GenBank genome assembly. NCBI's taxonomy places the organism in Eukaryota, Metazoa, Nematoda, Enoplea, Dioctophymatida, Soboliphymatidae.